Molecule: messenger RNA, 4478 nt
Organism: Ctenopharyngodon idella (grass carp)
Lineage: Eukaryota; Metazoa; Chordata; Actinopteri; Cypriniformes; Xenocyprididae
Product: E3 ubiquitin-protein ligase TRIM35-like
Exons: 6
Coding region: 642-2177 (511 amino acids)
Biological process (GO): protein ubiquitination
Molecular function (GO): zinc ion binding; ubiquitin-protein transferase activity
Source: RefSeq, a predicted model, not a curated record
AGAGGAGGAGCUGGGGAUGGAGCAGGGUAAUUAGCUCCUGAGAAAUGUGAUAGCUACUGAUAAUACUGAGGAGCUUAUAUAUGGAUGCUGUGAUAGGCGUCGUAUUCCUAUAGGCAGACGGGAGUCACCUGGGAGUCAGCUGAUGUGAGCUUGACUGAUGUGACCUGCCAGAACUGACGUUACGCUGGAUAUUAACCAGCUUUUUUAUUAACUCUGUUUUUUUUUUUUCGGUAUAAUAGGCCACAAGAGAAAUGUUAAGAAAAUAAAUUAAGACAGCUGUGUUAUAUACCGUCAUCAGAACAUGCAGAUUUGAUUAAUGCAGCGUCAGAUGUCAAAGGCUCGGUCCGUCUCUACUUUCACUUUCUGUGGUGAAUGUUUUUGACUUCUUCAAAUUUUGUUUACAAAAUCAUGGACAUUGCGCGCGCGUUAUUUCCCGUAAUAAUAAAAUCAAUCAAGUUAUUGAAGAUAAGAGUAAAUAAACAAGACGGAUUUCUUCCAAUCAAAGUUUGACAUGUCAUUUCCUCAUACAGAGAGGCUGUGCUAAAGUUAGGAAGUGUUUUGCUUUUCUUUUCACUAGUCCUACGUGUCAGAUGUUCCGUGAAGACUCUCUAUAGGCCUAUUUUAAUUUUUUCUGGCAUUAAAUGGCGCUUGAGGAUGAGCUGUCGUGUCCCGUGUGCACUGAGCUCUUCAGUGAUCCUGUGUUGUUGAGCUGUGGUCACAGUUUCUGCCGUCGGUGCAUUAAUGAUCACUGGACCUCGAGUAGAUCCAGAAACUGUCCCGUCUGUCGACAGGCAUCACCGCAGCCACCGGUGUCCAAUCUGAGCCUGAGGAACACCUGUGAGUCUUACCUGAGAGAGCAAAGCACGAGGAAAGAGAGGGAUGGAGGACAAGAGUGUCAGAUACAUGGAGAGAAAAUUGAGCUGUUCUGUCAAACAGAUGAACAGGCUAUAUGUGUAACAUGUAAGAAAAACGAACACAGAUUUCACAAAACACAAACGUUACAACAGGCUGUUCGACAACGAAAGGAGAAGCUGAAAGCAGCUCUUCGUCCAGCUGAGAAGACAUUGUGGUCAUUACAGAAUGGUGCAGCACAAGACGCCAAGAUCUCUAAUUACAAUCAGUCUCAAGUUCAGCAGACAGAAAGAAAAAUCAGAGAAGAGUUUAAGAAACUCCAUCGGUUCCUCAAAAAGGAGGAGGAGAGCAGGAUAGCAGCUCUAAAUGAAGAAGAGAAAGAAAAGAAAGGAAAGAUGGAGAAGAGAACAAAGGGCAGAGUACGCUCUCUCUCAGACAGACUCCGUGAGGUGGAGGAGGGAAUGAAGGAUGAUGACGUCACUUUCCUUCAGAAUUACAACAGCAUUAUGAACAGAGCUAAAUACACACUUCCAGAAGCAGAACUGAGUUCAGAAGCUCUUAUUGAUCUUACCAAACAUCUGGGUAACUUGAAGUAUCAAGUAUGGGAGAAGAUGAAGGACAUCUGCCCUUACUACCCUGUGAUCCUGAACCCAAACACAGCUCCACCAGACGUCUCUGUGUCAGAUGACCUGACCUCUGUGACAUCAUGUGCGUACCGACAGGAUGAGCCCAACCCUCUUCUUCUGCACAGGAACCGUAUGGUGUUGGGGAGUGUGGGAUACAGUUAUGGUGUUCACUCAUGGGAUAUUGAUGUGGGAAACAGUCGCAGCUGGAGCCUUGGAGUGUGUCUUGGAUCAGUGGAAAGAUCUAUUGUGCAAAGUUUGAACUCUGCAAAUGGCUUCUGGGGUCUCAGACGUGAUGGAGACUUGUACAAAUUCCUGAACACUACAAUUGCGUUCAAGAUGAAGACUCAUCCCCAAGUGGUGCGUGUGAAGCUAAAGGAUUGUUUUGACAAGAAGGGAGGAUGGUGGAGGAAUGUGAGUUAUUUUGAUGCUGCUUGUAAUUCCCUUUUUGCCUGUUUUCAAGUGCCCUUAGGGAUUGAGCUCUUUCCAUUCGUGAUCCCAGAAAAGCGCUCCGGCCCACUGCGUAUCAUCCCAGCUAAAGUUACUCUGACAACUGAACAUGUUGAACACAUUGAACAGGAGAUCUCUUUUCCAGAGAAACAUUGUUUCUUACCGAAGGUGCCAUGGGAUGUGUUGUUUCUGGUAGUGUUCUUCUUACUGGCGGUGCUGUGUGUUUUUAUAAUGUAUCAUCUGAUAUACUGAGUAUGUAACUGUUCAUAAUUCAUCAUUGUUUUCAGCAUUACUCUGUAUUAUGGUAACAGUAUCUACUAAAAGGCUUUUUAUAUCUUCACAUAGUAAACCAAGUUAUAAACCAAGUUAUGCAUCUGACAGUAAUAAUUGUAACAGUUAAGUGUAACAGAGAAAAAAAGGGUAUUGAAUUGUGUCAAAAUGCCUGUUCUAGUUGUAAAGCAAUUUUAUUAUGUUUAUUGUUAAUAUGUAUCAAAUUCAUCUAAGUAGAGGGGAUUUGGAGACACCUGCAGGCGAUGAGAGUAACAAAGUGAGUGACAAACAUUAUCUUGUCAGUUCUAGCCGAGCUGUCGAGGUGAAUGACAGGUAAAAUUCCUCUUCCGUCAUAUUGCCAUAGAACGUUGGUAGAUAUAACUUUAUUUUCCUUUAAAGUCAAAUAUAUCCCUGUAGAAAUGUGUUUAAAACUCAUUUCAUAUUGAAGUGAUAAAAAGAUCACAACUCGUCCCCUUGGAAUUAAGGUUCUAUCUGACAUUUUUGUCAAAAUUGAGUUAUUCACAUAUUUGUAUUCGGUGACAACGUAUUUACAUUAUGUGAUGUUUUUUUUUUUUUUUUAAGUUGUGUACAUUUUGGGACUUUUUUUAUUAAACAAAAAGGUUCUAUCUACAAAGUUGAACUCUAACUUGGUUCUACAAGGUUCUAUCUGUGAGCCAAUCAGCACUUUGAAUGCACACACGAGGACCAAUUAAGAUCAGCUUUCUUUGUCAUGUCGCCGGACUGCUCCACGACAGUGGAAAAGAGAGCAGAAAACGCUAACAAUUCCACGCAGUGCGAUGUUUAUUAGAAACCUCAUGAUCGACUAUUUUAUUUAUGAUCUUGUCAGUGACAGCAGCCCAAAUUCCAGGGAAUUUCAGUCUUUUUGUGUGUUUUGCUGUAUCUAUUGCUGAGGAGUUAUUUUCAGUUAGACACCACGCUAGCCAGCAGCGCUAUUAAGAGGAUAGGUUCGGGUUUUGUAGUCUAUUUGCUUUAUUCCAGUCAUUGUCAUACGAGGGAAAGUUAUGAUUAUAUUAGGUUGUUUUAACUUUGAUCCAUCCUGUGUACUUGUAUUGCGCUGUAUAGCUAAGCUCUACGUUAUGGCACACUGGUUUAAAGUGUAUAAACUACAUUAAGUGUGAUGAAAUGUUAAAUUUUACAUUGUUGGUAAAAACAGUUGUUGGUAAAUUUUGAAAUCAUUUAAACAUUUUAAAUGUGAUUUAUUAUUAUUAUUUUAAUCUAUAUAUAGUCAGUUAAAGGAUUAGUUCACUUUCAAAUAAAAAUUUCCUGAUAAUUUACUAAUUUUUUAGAGAAGAAGAAGAAGAGAGCUAGUUCAAGAUUUUUUUAGAAAAUGACCGAUCAUUUCGCUAGAUAAGACCAUAUUUUCCUCGUCUGGGAUCGUAUAGAACGCUUUGAAGCUGCACUGAAACUGACAUUUGGACCUUCAACUGUCUGGGGUCCAUUGAAGUCCACUAUAAGGAGAAUAAUCCUGGAAUGUUUUCAUCAAAAACCUUAAUUUCUUUUCGACUGAAGAAAGAAGGACAUGGACAUCUUGGAUGAGUAAAUUAUCAGGAAGUUUAUAUUUGAAAGUGAACUAAUCCUUUAAACAUUCUUGCAGUUUUUUAGUCUUAAAAUGUCUUAAAUUUUACAAUAUUAAGCCCUAAAGGUCAAAUAGUAAAUAAUUUAUUGAUGGGGUCUUAAUUACAACAAUAAACGUCAGCAUGUUAUUUCAGCCAUACUGAUGUCUAGAGAGAAAGCCAUUUCACCUGUCCCACUUUCUGUUGAAUAAAGUCCUGCUCAGAUGUUUUACAGUAGCUGUUUUCUGUCUAAACAAAAUGAAAUUUAAACUUAACAUGUCAAAGAUGGCUCUAUUUUUUGUUUUUAUGUAUGCUGCUUAUCUAUUUGUAUUUGUCUUUUAAUUUGCCUCUGCAUGUACCUCUUACUGUAUUUCUGUAUGCCUUUCUCUUCAAGUUGCUUUAAAACAGCUCAAACAUGCAUUUUAGUCUGGGACUAGGCUUAAUCCUUGACUGUAAAACUGGUGGAUGUGGUAAAGCCAGAUGAACUUGGUUGCUAAAUCUCUCUACAGUAAUAUUAGAUUGAGUCUCAUAUUCAAAGCCAGUCAAACUCUUUCAUUUUUAACUAUUUUAUAAAUGAAGAUGCAGAUGAAAGAGGGUGAGGCAAGAGACAAAGGCAUGGUAACAAAUCAGAAAAGCUUUAUUGGUUACUUUUGUUUAAGUAUAAACGAUUUAUAAAUGUUCUUAAUAAAAGCAAGUCGAGUAAAAAUGA